Molecule: messenger RNA, 1524 nt
Organism: Diaporthe citri
Lineage: Eukaryota; Fungi; Ascomycota; Sordariomycetes; Diaporthales; Diaporthaceae
Exons: 2
Coding region: 1-1524 (507 amino acids)
Source: RefSeq, a predicted model, not a curated record
AUGCAGCCGCGAGCGAUCACAAUCCUCGAGACAGUCCCUGACGAAGUCUUGCGCGAGAUGUUCCUAAACGUCGCAGCAGGAUAUCCAGGAUACGAUGAACACAGCUUCCCGGUAUUUGGCCCACAUCCUCUGCUGCCGGUGGUGCAGGUCAACAGACGGUUCAAUACGGUCGCCAAUCCCCUGCUCGUCCGCAACUGGCAACUGAGCCCGGCUGAAAAGAGCGGUGCCAAAUUCGUGCUGCAUCUUCUGAAGCACCCAGACCUGCGCUCCCAGGUUAGGUCCCUUGCUCUGUACGAAGCCUCAUCCUGGUCCCAGGCUCCGGACGGGCGCGCGCGGCGAGAAGACGACAACCGCACCCCGCGAGCACCACAUGACAGGUGGCCUCAGACCUUCUGCUCCACUGUGGAAAUGGAACAGCUCGCCCAGUCUGCUGAGGAGACAUAUCCCACGCUGUCAUCCCGGGUCCAUGAUGGCGAAGAAGAUUCCUGGGCCGGCCAGAUUAGACAGAGAUCCCCCUGUGCGAUAGCUGCGUUGGUCCUGGCCUGGGCAACGGGGCUUCAAGAGCUUGACCUGAUGGUGGACGCAUGGACUGAGGGAGACCCAGGCUUGUGGAUGAUGCGGCUUGUGAGAAUAGCAGUGGGCGUGCAAUCGCCGCUCGGGGUUGAUGGUCGUGGCCUGCCGCGAGCACCUGACGUGUUCACGAAGCUGCGUUGUGUCUCGCUGGGCCACUACGGUCCCAAUGGACUUAUGCACGCUGCAGCAUUCUUCCGUCUCCCGAGCCUGCGGGUCUUCAAGGCCCUCGGCAUGGACAUCGCUGGGUUAACACUUGACGUAGCCGACCCCUUGGGCUCGAGAAAUGCACUGCAGCCGCCGGCAGACCACUUGUUUCCAAACGGAACAUCAAGCGUCGAAGAACUCCAUUUGCUAAACGGGUCCCUCGUAACCGACAAUGGAUUCCGCGUCCUGACGCGAUCAUGCAGACGCCUUCGGGUGUUGAUCCUUCAAUCGGAAUGGAAUGAUACCCGCGAUAUCCUCUACAGCGAGAGCAUCGCCGCCGCAAUCAGGCUACACUCCGCCUCUCUGGAGAAGAUCUUGAUCGAAGGUUCUGAUGACUAUGAUGAUUACUUGAGUGACUCUGAUCCGGGAAGCUUGGGAGACUGCCUCUUACCGUGCGUUAAGCUGGAGUCCCUUGUGAUCAAUCUUGUGGUGCUGUACGGACGCGAGCAUUACGACAACAAUCCGUCCCCUACGCCCUUGUCAGAACUGCUGCCCCCGGGCCUCACCGACUUGGGACUCUCUUUUAGAAUAAGGAAAUUUCCGCCCUCAGGGGCGGGUCAGGCAACUAAGGACAACAUAGUGGGAUUGCUGCGCCAAUGCGGCCCCAAAGGUCGAUUCUCCAGGCUCAAGAAGAUUGACCUUGUCGGCGAUAGUGCCGAGUUCAUGGAGGAUCAGGAGAUCAUAGCCCUGGCUAAGAAGGCGGAGAUGGAGUUGACACAGCACGACGGGUCAGGUGGCAUGGUGUAA